This is a messenger RNA of Aspergillus saccharolyticus JOP 1030-1, 649 nucleotides long. RefSeq lists its product as uncharacterized. The coding region runs from base 253 to 588 and encodes 111 amino acids. The transcript has a single exon. NCBI's taxonomy places the organism in Eukaryota, Fungi, Ascomycota, Eurotiomycetes, Eurotiales, Aspergillaceae. The record is from RefSeq and is a predicted model, not a curated record.
CCAUCAUCUGACACACUGUUGACUCCUCCGGGGCAGGUGACUUGGCUGUGCUGAGGCCAAGAACUAAACCAGGCUAACUUAUUUGUUCAGCCUUGUCGUUCCCCUCAGCCUUAUGAUUCAGAUUCAUCCCAGAAUCCGACGAACUUCAAGGUAGUCAUCGGCAAUCUGUCAUCUAAAUCAGUCAGGUGCAAGCACAGACUUUGAUCCCAUCUUGGGCUUGUAGGGUGAUCUUUGCAAAAGUUCCUGCUACACAUGUACACCCGAAAGACCUUUAUUUUAGCAGUCACUGUGAUAUUAUACAAUUCUGAAUAUAUACUCAGCUCGAUGGCCAUCGCACAAGAUUCGUAUAGACAUAAAGGAGAGAAGAUCGUGGGUCGCUCUAUCGGGGAUAUGAUGUUGUACAUGAAUCAGAAACCGUGUUGUACCAGAAACACGAACCCGCCCUUUUUCAGCGCCAUGCAGAAAUGGAAAAACAAUAAAGAUGUAAAAAACAUCAAAGUCAAGAAGAGGUAUGUGUCUAUGGCUCAAGUCCAAUGCAAAAUCGCCGAGACAAAGUACAAAUAUCGCCGGACAGUUAAUGUAGAGUAGAGAUCGUAUCUGUCAGUGAGAAUUCGCAAUCAGACGAGGUAUGCUUCGGGGCAGGCCUUGA